AUGCACUACACGGGGAGGGAGGGAUGCGGAUAUAUUGCGGCUCCCUCCGUGGCCACCAUCCCACUCCCCCCAAGUAUUGCCAUGUGCCCGGGUGUCGGUGCCUCGAUGCUGCUCCUGCUGCUCGUGUGGCCGGGAGCGGGUAACACCGUCAGCCUGGCCGGCCACAGCCAACAGAUCCGGUCCGAGGCACUCAAGAGGCUGUUGGAGGUGUUCGGGAUGGAAGAUGCGCCGCCGUCGCCUCACACCGUCCGCCAGCCUCCUCAGUACAUGCUGGAUCUGUACAACACGGUGGCAGAUGUGGACGGCGUGACCAAAGACCCCCACCUGCUGGUGGGCAACACAGUGCGCAGCUUCCUGGAUAGAACACAGAAUCAGCAGUUCAAGUUCUUCUUCAGCCUGUCCAGCGUGGCCAAGAGCGAGACGAUCCUGACCGCCGAGCUGCACCUCUUCAAACUGCGAGGUCGCCUGUCCCAGGAUCUGCGGCAGCACAGGCACCACUUGUGUCAGAUUAGUGUCUACCAAAUAUUGGACAAUAACACGUCUACAGCAAAGGGGAAAAGAUUAUUGUCAACCAGAGUACUUCCAGUCCAUGAUAGCACGUGGGAGGUCUUCACAAUCACUAAUGCUGUGUAUGACUGGACACAGGAUAAAGAAAGCAACAAAGGCUUGCUGGUCAUUGUGCGAAGCCUGGCUGGACAGCAACUCAAGAACUACAUCCACUUUGCCACUGGGAGAGACCAUCACAGCAGCAAACAGCCAAUGGUGGUUCUCUUUACAGACGAUGAAAGGAGAGGGACUGCCACCUCCACUUCUUCAAUAGGUAAUUCCUCAAAUCCAUUUCUCCCUGAAGUGACACUUCAUGAUAAGGCAAGCCAAAGUCGAAGCACAAGGUCUGUGAAUUUGCAAGGCUGCCAGAGAUAUCCUCUAUACGUGGAUUUUGAAGAGAUUGGCUGGUCUGGUUGGAUCAUCUCCCCUCGGGGUUACAACGCCUACCACUGUAAAGGAGCAUGUGUUUUCCCGUUGGGCCAAAACAUGAGACCUACCAACCAUGCUACCGUCCAAUCCAUUAUAAAUGCUCUUAAGCUGACUAAUGAUGUUGCAACUCCUUGCUGCAUCCCAGACAAACUCUUCUCCAUUAAUCUGCUGUAUUUUGAUGACGAUGAAAAUGUGGUUUUGAAACAGUACGAUGACAUGGUCGCUGGCAGUUGCGGAUGUCAUUAGUUCACUGACUUCUUCGAUCACCACCCAACUGUACCAGUUAGAAAAUCAUGACUGUCAGUCAGAGAAACAAAUGUAGCUAUAUAGAAUAACUACCUAUGGAGGUGAGAAAAAGCACCUUCAAAAAAUCUGGAAGAAGUGGACUCACAGGAAGUUCUUUAAAACCAUAAUUAUGUAAGUAAACUGCCUGUCCAAAUGAUUAACUUUUUUUUAAAAAGUCACCCCACAAAACAA
Messenger RNA from Pristis pectinata (smalltooth sawfish), 1452 nucleotides. It is a transcript of the gene admp, whose product is annotated as anti-dorsalizing morphogenic protein. The record is from RefSeq and is a predicted model, not a curated record. Gene Ontology annotation, biological process: SMAD protein signal transduction. Gene Ontology annotation, molecular function: cytokine activity; growth factor activity. Gene Ontology annotation, cellular component: extracellular region. NCBI's taxonomy places the organism in Eukaryota, Metazoa, Chordata, Chondrichthyes, Rhinopristiformes, Pristidae. The transcript is spliced from 5 exons. The coding region runs from base 1 to 1221 and encodes 406 amino acids.